This is a messenger RNA of Colletotrichum destructivum, 2136 nucleotides long. RefSeq names its product Putative transient receptor potential channel Flc/Pkd2. Gene Ontology annotation, cellular component: membrane. The transcript has 2 exons. Lineage: Eukaryota; Fungi; Ascomycota; Sordariomycetes; Glomerellales; Glomerellaceae. The coding region runs from base 1 to 2136 and encodes 711 amino acids. The record is from RefSeq and is a predicted model, not a curated record. Gene Ontology annotation, biological process: transmembrane transport.
AUGCACAUAUGUAUGAAAGCGUCACGCUCGUCGUCCCCGUCGGCUGGCCGGGCGACACAGGCCGUCCGGAUGACCCUCGUCGGCCUGCUGUUAUCCACGCUCCCGCAACAGACAUGCGCCGCCUACGUCCAGGUCCAAGACUGCUACGAUCAGUUGUCCCGGAGCGGCGGCGACGGCGUCUCCCCGCUCCCGCGUCUUCACCUUGAGGGCCUCACGGCAUCGCUCGACGUCCACGAAGGCGCCGCCGCCGCGCAGCUCCGGCUGAACCUAACCGGAAGCCGACCAGGCCAGAAAACGUGCGACUUUCAACUCGCCCCGCGGACUCCCGGCAGUCUCCAGGUCGCCGCCAUGGGAGGCUUCGAGUCCUACGAAAACACGGCGGUCAACGUCUCCUGCAGGGCAUCCGGAAGCGCCGAGUCUGAACGGGCGCUCAUUACCCACGCGUUUGACUACAAGAUCGCCAGCCCCAAGACAUUGGAUAGCCUCGACGUAUCGCUCCAGCUCCGGGAUGCGAACGGCCUCUCCUACGCCUGCGCAAAGGCGCACGUAACCCCGUCGCUGAACCGGUCGCUCGCUGACGCCGCCCUCUACGCCCCCAUCGCCGUCUUCCUCGUCGUCCUCGCCGUCGCGCUCUGGCACGAAUCCUCCGACAUGGCCUCCCUCUCCGACAGCGUCCUCCAGAUUGGGCCCCUCAUGCGCGAGCCGACCCGCUCGCAUCUCACCCGCAUCGCCGAGUGCCUCUCUUACCUCCAGCAUGUCUUCUUCUCCGCCGCCCUCUCCCUCGACUAUCCGGGCUUCCUCCGCCCUGUGGCCGCGAAGGCGAGCUGGUCGACCCUCAUGAUACCCCGCGGCCCAAUCCUCACGACGUCCCCCUACUACGGCGUCAGGGACGGCAUCUACGAGGUCAACGGCACCUUCGGCGGCACCAACGGCCUCGAACUCAUGACGCAGGUCAUGGGCGCCCCUGUCACGAUGCGCACCUGGGCCAACGUCGCCUCUCUGUCACUGAUCCUCCUCGCGACCCUCGCGGCCCUCGUCCAGCUUGGCUACAGGCUGCCUCUGACCAGCGGCUUCCUCCGCGGCGAGUCGGCUCGCCGCCUCCGGGGCACGGCGGACUACGGCCUCCGGGGCACGGCCUGGACCGUCUUGCGCGUGUUCCUGACGUACUUCCUCGCCCCGAUCACCGCCUGGACGACGUAUCAGUUCACCUUCGCCGCCUUCCUGCCCGCGUACCAAGUCGCCGUCGCCGCCGUUGUCGUCGCCCUGCUCGCCGCCGCGCUGUGGUGGGGCAUCGUGCAGAACAGCCCGCGCAACCUGGGCUACCUGCUCAUCGACGCAUCUCCUAAGCACCUCCUCCAGACGCCGGGGAUCCUCUCGCGCAGCCAGGACCGGUACGCUAUGGCAGCUUUCGCGCUCAUGUUCGUCCGCGGCGCCGCGGCGGGCGGCUUGCAGGUCGCAGGGCUGGCGCAGCUCCUCGCGCUCGCCGCGUGCGAGGUCGUCCAGCUGCUCGUCGCCGGCUUCACCUGGCGCGUUUUCCCGCUGGCGAGGGUCGCCGGCUUGCUGACGGCGGCCAAGCUGCUCGUCUACUUCCUCUGCAUCGCCUUCCUUCCGGGUAUCGCCGGCCACUACGCGAGGGCUGUCGUCGGGCUUGUCAUCCUAGUGAUUCAUGCCGUAGUCUUGGUGGUUAUGUUCCUGCUGCCGUCCCUGUUCGGCGCCGGCGCGCUGCUCGCGCACUCUGUAUCCAAGGUUUUGGAUGCCAAGCAGAUAGAUGGAGGAGAAGGGCUGGAGCAAUACCGACUCGAUCAGCUUCCUCUUCCACGGCAGAUAAACGCCAGACGCGCCUCGUCACGUCUCUCUUUCGACGAGGCAGACCUGGGCCCCCGCAACCCGUCGAGUCUCCUUGUUUCACCUACGGCGAGCAUCAGAGCGCGCCCAGGCCACGACGACGCUGGGAGUUAUGUCUACUCACAUAGGCGCGGCAUCUCGUUUUCUUCGAGCUCGGAUGGAUCUCGUCCAUCCGUGGACGAUGUUGGCCUGGGAAAGGCAGAGGAGAGACCUGAUGGUCACGAAGGCGCCGGCGGCGAGGCCGAUCAUGAUUGUCCGGGACCUGCUCCGCGACAUCUUAUCCACGAUUAA